Messenger RNA from Ectocarpus siliculosus, 1534 nucleotides. NCBI's taxonomy places the organism in Eukaryota, Phaeophyceae, Ectocarpales, Ectocarpaceae. The record is from the annotation of a GenBank genome assembly.
CGAAAAUGUACACAUCAUCAGAGUCCACACCUUUGCUCUCUGCCUCUAGUAACUCACGACCCAGGCAACGCUUCAACGCACACACCACCAGGCCCAGAGGAACGCCAGCUUCGCUCGGUUUUUUUCCCGCUUCCACUUCGCAAGCUCUUCAUCAAGGCACCGCCGCUUCCCUCUCGGCUUCAGAAAAAAAGCACCCUCUGAUCAACAGAAGGAGCAACAUGGCCUGCUGCUUCCAAUGCGUCCCCAACGCGGAGAUCGGCGUGAUCGAAAGGCUCGGAAAGUAUCAGGGCCUUGCCCAGCCGGGGUUUACCUGCAUCUUGUGGCCGCUCGACAGCAUCGUGGCCAAGCUUUCCACGCGUGUGCAGCAGCUUGACGUCCGCAUGGAGACCAAGACCAAGGACAACGUGUUCGUAACGGCGGUCGUGUCCGUUCAGUACCAGCCCAUCAAGUCAAAGAUUUACGACGCGUUCUACAGGCUCACCGACCCGCAGGCGCAGAUCCGUUCCUACGUGUACGACGUGGUCAGAAGUACCCUGCCUAAGUUGGACCUUGAUCAGGCGUUCGACUCGAAAGAGGACAUCGCCAUCGCGGUGAAGAACCAGCUUGAGGAGGUGAUGCAGGAGUAUGGUUACCAGAUCCUGCAGGCCCUGGUGACCGACAUGGACCCGGAUGCCCGCGUGAAGGGGGCCAUGAACGAGAUCAACGCCUCCAAGCGGCUGAGAGAGGCGGCCACCAACAAGGCCGAGGCCGACAAGAUCAUGCAGGUUAAGGCGGCUGAGGCAGAGGCAGAGUCCAAGUACCUGUCCGGCGUGGGUGUGUCCAGGCAGCGCAAGGCCAUCGUCGACGGCCUCCGCGACUCCGUGCAGACCUUCUCCGAAACCAUCGACGGGACUUCGCCGAAGGACGUGAUGGACCUGCUCCUGCUGACCCAGUACUUCGACAUGCUCCGCGACGUGGGCCAGUCCUCUCGCGCGGCGACGGUGUUCCUGCCGCACGCGCCGCAGUCCGUGGCCUCCUUGCAGGGCGCCAUGCGCGACGGCUUCAUGCAGGGGCAAGCCGGCAGCGAGGGUCUCGCUUCUGCGCAGAUGAUGAACCGCUAAGAUUGAAACGCCCUGUUUCUUUCUUUUUUCCCCACACAAUUAAGUGUAGACACCCCCCCCCUUGGUUUCGGUGGUACUGUAGGAGGAACGUAGUCGUUGGGGCGUUGGCGGCAGCGGGUGCGGUGCUUUUGACUUUCGGCUCCUCUUUUUUCAACCAUGAAGAAAUCACGAAGUAGUAGGAUGUUUUGCGACUCGUUGUCGUUGGUUUUGGCCCUUUUUUUUCAACCAAGAAAAAACGUGUAGCAUGUUUUGGGGCUCAGUUGUCGUUGGUUUGCCCAUGUGGGAGUUUGGCUUUCAACAUGACAACCGUUCGUUCGCUCUUCUUGUUGAAAUUGCGCCGCUUUUGGAAGAGACACACAAAUGAAUACCUUUUAAGAUCGUUUUGCCUUUACUUUUGUGCUUCGUGAUAGUUUGUUAUGUUCUGUGUGGAUGGA